ACCGUGAUCUACCCACAUACCCCGCCAUGGGCCGCUUCCUCGAGUCCAUUGGCCAUGUCGGCCCAGUGACAGCGCUAUCUUUUGCAGGCGAGGAACAUGUAUUGGUCGGGCAAGCCGGCCAUGUCAAAGUCUAUAAUGUACGAAGUGGAGAGUUGUUGGUGAAGAGAAAGGUUUUUGGGAGGGAGAAGGUGCAUGGGAUCGUCGUGGAUGGGGAGUCGAGGAUCGUCAUUUAUGGAGGGAGGUCGUUUUGUGUUACGAGCUUUGAUGCGCUGCUGGAUGAGGAAACGGAGGUGAAGGAGCACGAGGCCCAGGAUUGGAUUCUGGAUGGGACGCUACACGGAGAUAUCGUUGCGUUGGUGGUGAUGCACAACUCUGUCCUCUUCUACAACGCCAGCACCGGGGCAUACAUCUCCGAACUCCACGCUCACUCCGUCGAGCGCUCAGUCCUCUACGCAGCCGAUGUUCGCAUCACCUCGGACGGCCUAGUCAAAGUCGCAGCAGGCACAGUCAUGAACGAGAUCCUCCUCUGGCACGGCUCAAUCCCUAUCUCCGACCUCUCUGAAUGUCCGAUCGAAAAACGACUAAACGGCCACGACGGAGUUAUCUUCGGGUUAGAUUUUUCGAGGGACGGGAGGUUGCUGGUUUCGUGUUCUGAUGAUCGGAGUGUCAGGGUUUGGGACACGGAAAGUGGGGAAUGUCUUGCAACGGGGUGGGGACAUGGAGCGAGGAUUUGGGAUGUGAUGUGGACGCAGGAUGAGAAGAGUGUUGUCACUGCUUCUGAGGAUACGGAUGCGAGACUUUGGGGAUUCGAUCGGGAAAGGGAGACGUUGGAGACGAAGACUAUUUGGGAUGCGCAUACGGGAAAGCAUUGUUGGUGUGCGGCUGUUGGUGGGCCUUCUGGGAAGAUUGUUGCGACUGGAGGGCAAGAUGGACGGGUGAGGCUGUUUGAACUGGCUGAGGGUAGCACGGCAAAGAAGGAUCAAUGGACAAUAGGAUCUAUCUACGAGAAGCUGGGAUUGGAGAAGGUCGAGGGAAAGAAAGGACCGACAUUCAAGAGCUUCGUGGUGCUUGAUGAGGAGAGAACGCUGUUGACGACUUCUACGGGGCAGGUGCUGCUGCAUGUUAAGCGGGAGGAGACAUGGACGAGUGUAUGUGAAGCCCAGCAUCUUGUUGGAUAUUCGGAAGUGAGAGCAUGGCGGGGCACAGACUUUGCGUGUAUCGGCGAUAGGACGGGUGGUGUUACGGUGAUCAACACCAGAACACGGACACAAGUUGCGCAGAUCCCCGUAUGCCGAGGGCAGAUCACGGAUUUGUUCGCCGUGUCGCUUGACGAAAUCUUCUAUGUCGUCCUCUUCGCUCCAAAGGGAGAGGUUGCGGUGUUACGUUUAGAGGCGAACUCGAAUCAGAGGGAGCAGCAGGCAAGGUUGACACUUACCAAUGCGUACUCAAUCAAAGUACCGGACACAUUCGAGCCUACAUCUGCGACUGUGGAUGUCAUCACUGAAACGCUGUUUCUGGGAUCAAGACAAGGUGCGGUGAGUAUUCAGCGCUUGGGGACAAAUGUUGAGGGUGUGUUCAGACGAGUACAUGGCAUGGAUGCUGUCACCUCCAUCACCAUCCCACCACGGUCACGGUACACAACUCCGUCAUUCCCAGUCAUAACAACUGGGAAGGACGGUAGCUUCGCAUACCACGGAGUCUCCCUCCACGGGGAAGUCGAGUUCAUCGCGACAGACCGCGGCAAGAUCCCUUCCAAGGGCCAAAUCGACGGCGCAAUCAUCGCCAAUGGCGAGCUUCUCCUCUACGGCUUUCGCACCACGAAGUUCUUUGUCUACAACCAUACCCAAGCCUAUGAAGUGUACUCCGAGAAUUGCGGUGGUGCGCACCGAGCAUGGAGUUUCUUGGUGUCUGAGAAAAUGAUUGAGCAAUUCGUCUUUGCUUAUACCAAGGCUUCGGUACUAUCGUUCUGCAGGAAUGACGCCGAAGUGGAGAGCAGGGGUUUCAUGGAUACUGUUUUGCAGGAUGGAACUCACGGUAGGGAAGUCCGUGCUACGGCUUUGUCGUUUGUAGAUGGGAAUGAAGGAGAGGAGUUCUUCGCCAGUGGCGGUGAGGAUGCGAUGAUCCACAUUUCGAGGCUCGACAGCGACGGAAGAAUACAGACGCUUUGCCGUGCAAAGAAGCAUGUCGCUGGUCUCCAGAGCAUGGAAUGGACUUACGACAAUGCCGGGAGGCGUUUGCUGUUCUCUUCAGCUGGACUGGAAGAACUCAUCAUCUGGAGUGUGUGGGAGGAUGAGGCAGGUCGCUGGAGCUGUUAUCCGAUUGGGGAAUGUCCCAAGGUCUCUGAAGAUGGUGAUCUGCGUGUGAUGGAUUUCGAUGUGAAGUCUUUGGGUGAUGUCUUCACCGUGACCGCGGUAUACUCAGACUCGACCAUCAGGAUGUGGAUGUGCGUUCCGGAUAAAAACACAUGGCAUUUGCUUGCUCAGGGCACUUACAGGACAUGCUGUCUGCUGCAGACUCAACGGUUGCAGGUGGGCGAGCGAGAAGUUCUUUUGGCGUCUGCUACUGAUGGAAACAUCAUUGCAUGGGACAUCACUAAAAUAGCUGCCGAGGAAGAUGCAGCAAGACAGUGUAUAGCUGAGGGCAGUGCUUCGGAGUUUAACAGCCUAGAAUUACCAGCGCCGAUAUGGACGAAGGCGGUGCAUCAGUCCAGCGUCAAGGUUUUUGAAACUGUCAUCAUGGAUGAAAGCGAUUCUGGAGUCCGCAUCAAGACUUUGACUGGCGGCGAUGACAACGCCUUAGUUUCGUGCAUCAUUGAUUUCCGAUGGGAUGUCAAGGACGAACGCAUCGUGGUUGAGGAAGUGGCAAUGGCAAGGGCUGACAACGCUCACGGAUCGUGUGUAACUGGUAUUGUUGAACUCAACGGAAUGAUCGUGUCAGUUGCCAUUGACCAGCAAGUGAAGUUCUGGGAAGUGCAAGAGGGAUCCGAUAAGCUGCAAUGCGUAGAUGCAACAUACACGCAGGUAGCAGAUUGUGGAGGCUUGAUGUAUGUGCCGGAUCAAGAUCCAGAGAUCAAGGAAGUAAGGCUUAUUAUCAAUGGGGUCGGCAUGGAGGUCAUGAAGCAUCUGGCGCAAAUAGCUGAGGCCCCAAAGCGAUAGUGGAAUAUAGUAACGAAUGAACUAGAACAUUCAAAGCUGGC
Saitoella complicata NRRL Y-17804 is the source of this 3196-nucleotide messenger RNA. RefSeq names its product WD40 repeat-like protein. The transcript is spliced from 2 exons. The record is from RefSeq and is a predicted model, not a curated record. Gene Ontology annotation, molecular function: protein binding. The coding region runs from base 27 to 3155 and encodes 1042 amino acids. Lineage: Eukaryota; Fungi; Ascomycota; Saitoellomycetes; Saitoellales; Saitoellaceae. Gene Ontology annotation, biological process: tRNA methylation. Gene Ontology annotation, cellular component: cytoplasm.